ACACGUAGAGUUGUAAUGUCGUGUUUUCGCCACAUAGUGUCGCUGUUGCACAAUGUUGUGUGCUCCCUUAUCGCCAGUUGGUUGGUGUCGCUGGUGCAUGAAGCCCCACAUUGGCGGUGCGAAACUAUUAGUGAGCGGUUGUUUAAAACCGAGGGAAAAGUUGGAUUGAAAUAAUAGUGAAUGCAGAUCCAUCAUGCUGCACAGGAGACCCUAAGGAUUAGAUUUUGGAAGUACACCUGGAUUACUUUUAAGGCGAUUUUUUUUUUUUUUAAACACUUGGUUGUUUCAAACCAGGUUUUUUUUAACCUGAGGAAUUAAAGCUCAAGAAGAGGGACAUGGCGAGUGAGAGGAAGCCGAGGCUUUGUGUCAUGACAAAAGGGGACAAAGGCUAUGGAUUUCACUUGCACGGCGAAAAGGGCAAGACUGGACAGUAUAUCCGCAAAGUGGAGCCCGACUCGCCUGCGGAGGAGGCUGGCUUGCGCGCAGGGGACCGGGUGGUCGCCGUGAACGGUGUGAACGUGGAGAGAGAAACGCACCACCAGGUGGUACAGCGGAUCAAGGCUGUGGACAAAGUGACCAGAUUACUGGUGGUGGACCAAGAGACGCACGAAUGUCUCCGCAACCUGCGCCUCACGCCCACAGAGGAGAUGGCCGUCCCCGGGGCGGAGCCGCCUCCCCCGUUCACUCCUCCGCCACCGCCCCAGUCCACUCCUAGCCCAUCGCCUUCGGUACCGUCCUCACCUGGCAAGAAGAAGCGGGAGAACGGUUCGGUGUCGUUGCAGUCCAUGUUGCAGAGGAGUCAGAGUUGUCAGGCGCAGAAGCCGACCGGGAGGAUAACGUCGCCAGCGGUGAAGAAGGCGGUGCAGACACAGGUGGAAGAAGCCCCCACAACCACCCACCAAGCCCGGUCGAGGCUCCACGGCGACCCCACAGAGUUUGCUCCCCGCCUUUGCCACCUGGUGCGGGCGGACACUCGCUACGGCUUCAACCUACACAGCCAUCGGUCCAGACCUGGCCAGUACAUCCGCCUGCUGGACGCCGGCUCGCCUGCGGACCAGGCCGGACUACGACCUCAGGACCGAAUCGUUGAGGUCAACGGCGUGAACGUGGAGGUGAUGCGUCACAGCGAGGUGGUGGCGUUCAUCAAGAAAGGCGGCGACGAGACGUGGCUGCUGGUGGUGGAUCCCGACACGGACGAGUACUUCAAGAUGAAAGGGAUCACGCCCACCGUCAGCCACGUCAAAGACUACAGCGGUCCGUACGUAUCGAAAAGCUCGCCAAGCCCGCUGACGAACGGCAGCUCCUCGCCGCAUUCCUUCAGGUCAAAGAACUCGGUCCGUAGUAACGGCAGACAGGCCGCCGGCAAAGAGCGAGGCCGUUAUUCGGACCCGUUCGCCGACAUCGGCCUGAACGCCACGGCGGCGGAGGUCAAGCGGAAGCUCACCGCCAAAGAGAAGAGGAAGGCGCCAGAGAUGGACUGGAUGAAGAAAUACGAGCUUUUCAGCAACUUCUGAGACGAAAAAGAAGCAAGAUUGCAACCCGAAGGAUGGAUUUUUCUCUCGAAAAAGCUACUUUAAAUAUUUACUUAAGUCCUUUUUCUUAUAUAUUUAAAGUGUAUGAACAGAUACAAAAAGCAUAAGAGUGGACAAUAAUAACCACUAACUGAUGAACAAGCUGGUUAAAGGACAUGUGAUGCUGAAUGUGUCCAGCAGAGGGCAGCAUUGCACCCCAGGUAUGAGCAAUGUUUGUUUAUUCCCAGCAGUGGUAUCAUCAGAAUCGGCUUUAUCGGCCAAGAAUGUUUAACAGACACGGACUUUGUUCAAUGUGAAGAACUUACUAGUUUAGUAAAAGUAAAGGUGGAGAAUGUAUUUUGAAGGCAGUAUUACAUUGUAAAUAUGUUCAAGAGGGGACUGCAAAGCACUGACACACAACAAUGAACUCUUGCGCAAUAAUUAACAUACUGGUGUUCGAAAACUAUCCACCAUAAAAUGAUAUUUACAUACCUGGAUAAAGGAUUAGGUACAGAGUUUCUAGUCUUACGAUAUGCGGCGAUAUAGAGGGUGCUGCGUUGGGCCAGAAUGCAGUUGGGAUAGGCUCAUGCAGCCACCCCCCGCGACCCCGAGAGGGACAAGCGGUAGAAAAUGGAUGAAUGGAUGGUGUUUUGCAAUAUGGAUUGUCAAUGCCAAUAGAGAUAUCGAUACCAUACAUUUCAACACCAGCGUGUUGAUACCAUAAUGCAGGGGUGUCAAAGUCGAGGCCUACGGGGCCCACGAAUGAAUCAUCUGUGGCCCCCGGGAUGAUAUUUGAUUAGUAUUAGAACCUGGGGGUAGAUUGAUUGGCAACACUAAAUUGGCCCCUAGUGUGUGAAUGUUGUUUGUCUAUCUGUGUUGGCCCUGUGAUGAGGUGGCGACUUGUCCAGGGUGUACCCCCGCCUUCCGCAAGAAUUCAGCUGGGAUAGGCUCCAGCACCCCCCCGCGACCCCAAAAAAGGGACACGCAGUAGAAAAUGGAUGGAUAGGCCACAAUACUCCCAUCAGUGUUGGCGCGAAGAAUUUUCUAAAUGGGUCCCUGAGAGCCCAUCAAGUCAUAAAAAUGGGGUCACACAGUACAUUUUUGGGGUCCCCACUUUUUUGUAAGCGUUUUGAAAACAAAUGAUAAAUGUAUGCAUUAUCCUGUUAUAUCUGACAUUCUAUAUUGUGUUUUGGAAAAAGGUUGUCAUAAACGUUACUUCAUUCAUUAAAAAGAAUACAAAGGAAAACACAUUUGUAUACAUAUGUAAAUGUAUUCAGUUAUAAACAUUCAUUCACUUUCUUCUUUACUUCAUGGAUCUAAACUUUACCGCUGCCGG
Messenger RNA from Nerophis lumbriciformis (worm pipefish), 2847 nucleotides. RefSeq names its product Na(+)/H(+) exchange regulatory cofactor NHE-RF2. Gene Ontology annotation, molecular function: protein-membrane adaptor activity; signaling receptor binding. The record is from RefSeq and is a predicted model, not a curated record. Gene Ontology annotation, cellular component: apical plasma membrane. Lineage: Eukaryota; Metazoa; Chordata; Actinopteri; Syngnathiformes; Syngnathidae. Gene Ontology annotation, biological process: protein localization to plasma membrane.